UCAAACGAACGGUCACACUGUUGCCCUCUGUCACAGCUGUCAGCUCACUUUAAUUCGUCUUCUUGUUUAUAAAAAUCUUAACAAAUAACACAAACGCUUGGAAUAUGUGGUUCGAAAUCCUACCUGGAGCGGUCAUCAUCACCGUGGCCAUGUCCGUGCCCAUAUACGCCAUGUAUGGACUGCAGAAGCUUACAUUGGGCAAUGCCUUCCGACGCAACAUGGACGAGCGUUUCGAUCGUGUUAUGUAUCAACGCGACUUUCGACUGACCAACAAUCCAUAUUUGAUGAAUGGUCUAGAGUCAAUAUCCGAUGAAAAUCGCGAUGAGGAGAACGAUCAAACGGCCAAGGAGGACUUUGAUGUGGGCGACGAUCCCGAUAAGGCCAAGAAUCAAGAUAAAAAUACACAAACAAUUGAGGAAUAAAAAAUGAUUUCGUUUCUGACAAUUAGAAUAA
Drosophila willistoni is the source of this 453-nucleotide messenger RNA. RefSeq lists its product as uncharacterized. The record is from RefSeq and is a predicted model, not a curated record. The transcript is spliced from 3 exons. Lineage: Eukaryota; Metazoa; Arthropoda; Insecta; Diptera; Drosophilidae. Bases 105 to 422 code for a protein of 105 amino acids.